Molecule: messenger RNA, 2986 nt
Organism: Fundulus heteroclitus (mummichog)
Lineage: Eukaryota; Metazoa; Chordata; Actinopteri; Cyprinodontiformes; Fundulidae
Gene: c10h10orf90
Product: chromosome 10 C10orf90 homolog
Exons: 9
Coding region: 259-2811 (850 amino acids)
Source: RefSeq, a predicted model, not a curated record
CCAAGACAGACCGUGUUUACUUCCCAGGAGCCCUGGACUGAGAAGAGCUGGAGCCAAGUGAAAAAAAGGGAUGUCUUGUCAGCUUUUGAUCAACAAGAAAGAUGACCUCUGUAAUUCUUGCUGAGGGUGUCUUGGAUGCUUCCUGGUGAUACGUCCAAAAUAUUUAACCUGAAGCUCAUGAAUGCUUUCGAUGUAAGAGGCCUUUAUUUGCUGGUUGAAAUUGAAGACCUGCAAGUGGUUACUUGAGAUCCCACAGGGAUGACCCUGCGUAGGCCAGCUGCCCACCCGAGGAGGGCUCCGGGCUGGAGGAGAUCAGGAGACGAGUCCCACUGGGGGAGCUUCACAUCAGAAGAAGAGCCUCGAAGCUCUCCCUUCUCCCGUGCGCCUCGGCCACAGAGCGCCAUUGAGGGAGGCCAGCUGGACGUCUGGCUGGAGCACCUGAGGGCAAUGCAGAGCAAAGUCAGAUCCCCAAAUCAAAAUCCACCAUUUGACGGUCGGACCGCAUCCACGCCUGCUCUCGAGGGGCAACCAGCAGGACGAGUGUGGCGACAGACAGGCUAUUCCUCUUUUAGCACAGCCUCAUCUUCACGCGGGAGCUCACCCAGCAGCCAGGAGUCCCUCCAGACUGUGUGGUUGCCCUCUCCAGAGCGCAGCAGUGGCUGGGAGAAAGCUCACAUCAUGCAGUCUCCAUCAAAGCAGCAAGCUCAGCUCAGUUAUCUCGCUCCAGUCAGAACUGGUUGGCUGCCAAUCCAGAGAAGAGUGAUGACGGCGGGGAACACUUGCAGCCAAAACCAGCACUUGCAUGCAUCAGCUGGCCAAGUGAAACUGAAACAGCCUAUCACUCCAGCAUUUCAGAAGACUGACCCAUAUUGUUAUAAAGCAGAGGCGGAGAGAAGUCCCAACAGUCCCAGUGCACAGGGUGUGAAGACGCGGAAGACACCGGAUCAAGAUUCUGCUGUUAUCCACGAGGGACCUGAAAUACAGAACUCUGCUGCUAAGGAGGUAAACCGAUCCGUCGGCUGGCGCGCUCUGAGGACAGGCUGGAAGCCCAACAGGGCGUCAGAUCCUCCUGGAGGAAAUACUUCCAGCAAGCUUGGCAGAGGGACCGACUUAGAACCCAACGAGAAGCCAUAUCUGAUGACAACGGCGAGCACAGAGCCCGUGGUGCAUUAUCCUCUGCAUCGCACAGCUUCUUCUGAUCCAACUGGUCGUCACAUUUUGCAACAAGGGCUAAUUGCUGCAAACACACACAAGUACCAUUCCCCUUUGCAAAGAACGAGCAGCGUUCAGCCUUUAAAAGCCACCGUCUUUUAUGGGACAAACAACAAAGCAGAAUCUUCACACAUACAGACAAGUUCACCUGUGACAGCUCUCAUUCCCCAAAACAAAGCUGGCCUCUCUUCUAUCACCAUCUCCUCCAGAAAAGUGAGCAGAUCGGCCAGUUUGCCUUCGUCCCGAUCCAAUAAGUCCUCUUCUCUUUCCCCACCAGACCUCCACCCCAUGGACCCAAACUCCAGGCAGGUAAGAGUGCAAAGGAAAGCUACUAUAGUCAAAGUGACAGAGCAGAGAGUGAUAUCAAGCUCUGCUCAGAGCACAAGUCGACCGGGAACGCCUCCGUCUGGCAAUGCUUUGGACACGGUGGUUCGCAGAAGAAAGGCUACAAUCAUCAAAGUGACUGAGCAUAAGGAGAGUUACAGCCCAGGCAAGAUAACGCCCAGGAAUCCAGAGUACAGGCACAGCUACACAGAAGGACUGUUUAAGAAUAACAACACAGCGAAUCAAGAAGACCACUUAGACAACAGUAAAGUACCCGCUUAUCAUCUGAAUUCCUCACAGAGUGCAGCUACUGCCCCAAACCCGUCCUCUUCAAACACAAAGAAAAACGAGACCCUGCACAGAUCCACGUUGAAUUUUUUCAUUAGCAACCUCCCUGCGAUCGCAUCUUCUCCGUCAGAGCCCCCUCCACGGGCGCCUGCGCGGAGAUCUGAGAGGCCACAAAGACCGCUGAGCUGCUACGGCAGCUUGAUCGGAAACUUUGAUCAGAGCAAGGAGAGUGUUGCACAGUCGUCCGGCUGGAAAGGGCCCUCCGGGCUUCCACAGGAGGCCCCUGACAUCCAUGCGCAGUUCAACCGCCUUUUCAUCAGUUCCGAAAAAGCCGUGAAGGAAUCUGCGACGGAAGCUGCUGACGCGCUCACACCGAGCCGGGACGAGAAAGAAAGACUGCCACCGACAGUGGAUGGAACGCGCAGAGCCUCCCCGAGUCUCACUCUCAUCAAGGCCCCGGAUCCUGACUCCCAUCAGUCUCAAGAGGAAGUGCUCGCCCUCAAUGCGGCUGCGAUCAUAGCGAACAUCAAACUCCAGAGGCAGCUUAGCAAGAAGACGAAAACACCAAGUGGCGACUCUGAGAGGGACUCCACGGCUUCUCCCCAGGGAAACGCUGUGACGGAUAAGAGAAAACACAUCAAUUCCGAGAAAAGUGGAGCUCGGCAUCGCAAGCAGCCUCACGUUGAAUUUAUUCCGCUGUUGCCAGACCAGGAAAGGUCAUCCGAGAGUGCCUCCCUUCAGCGAGCGCUGGAACGGUCCAAACCAGAAUUCAUCAGCCGCUCCCAGGAAAGAGUGCGAGUGUUAGAACGCAAGGUGCAGGAGAGGAGGGAGCGGUCGGGAGCGGGGAAGUUGGAGUGGAGAGGGGAUCAGCUCAGCCAGCUCAGGGCCCACAGCAGCACGGGGUCUACCUCUGUGAAUGGUAACCUUUUCAGACCCACAGACAGAGGUAUUUCCCCGAGAGACGUGCAGCCCAGAUCUCAGAGGUGAGUUGCAGCUCCGUCUGUUCUUCAACAAGCUGAGUGAUGCCUUCCUGGUCUGCAGACUCUUCCCUAUCUUCUGUGCUGCUGCCUACCCACGUGAAUGCCCGAGCCCGUUUCAGUGACAUCUCCCUGCAGAAUAUCUGUGAAAAGACCUGUGCUCUGAAUAAACAGUUUUGUUCUUU